GCAGCAGUUGCACUCUGUCUUGCUACAGAAUGGGUGGCCUGUGCAAGCGGGACCAACACCACAGGGUUAGAGAAAAUCAAGCAUUUUGUCUAUUUCAUGCAAGAAAACCGAUCCUUUGACCAUUACUACGGCACCAUGGCAGGAGUGCGAGGAUUUAACGACCCUAAUGUCGGCAUCCAAAGCAAUGGCAAUAGCUUGUAUUACCAACCAUAUCUGCUUAGUACUGACUGGCGCAAUGGAGCCGGAUAUAUUUUGCCAUUUCAAUUCACCGGAAAUCGAGCUGGAUGCACCGCUGGAGGAAGUAAUGGGUGGUUUCCAAACCAUCUUGCUCUCAACGGUGGCAAAAACAAUAAUUGGCCAAUGGGAAAUAGCCCCAUGUCCAUGGGAUACGAAACAAGAGACCAAUUGCCAUUUCACUUUGCUCUUGCCGAAGAGUUCACCAUAGCUGAUAUGUAUUUCCAAUCAGUCACUGCCUCUACUAACCCUAACCGUGUUGUUUGGAUGAGUGGUACCAAUUCCGGUAGGCAUAUUUACCCUGGUGGCUAUUCCUUGCAAGACAAUACCGAAUCGCCAACAUUGAAGUGGAGCACCUAUCCUCAAAAUUUGACCACAGCCGGUGUUAGUUGGCAAGUGUUCCAAGACAACGAUAAUUUUGACGAUGACCCGUUGAAGUGGUUCCAAUAUUGGAGUGCUCUCCCAGAUGGAGUAGAAAAACAAAAGGGUCUUGGAUUUCUAGGAAUUGCAGAAUUCCAAGCUCGUGCGGCUAACGGAACUCUUCCUCAAGUCAGCUACAUUGUUGGCGCCACAGAACUCUCUGAGCAUCCAGAUAACUGUCCUUCAGCCGGUGCCUGGUUGCAAAGACAGGUGGUUGAAUCUGUCAUGAACUCUCCGUUGUGGGAAUCAACUGCUCUUAUUAUCAACUAUGACGAAUCUGGAGGUUUUUACGAUCACGUUAUACCUCCCCAAGCUCCUAAAAGCGAGUGGCAGCCUGUAGCGCUCGAAUUGGGUACCAAAUCAUCGCCUGGUCCUGGACCAAGAGUACCAUUUAUCUGCAUCAGUCCUUACUGCAGAGGAGGAAACGUUUUCACAGAGGUGUCUGACCACCGCAGCACAUUGAUGCUAUUGGAAGAAUGGAUCGGAAAGGAUAACAAUGGCGGUGUUCGUGCUCCUGCUGGAUUGAUUUCUCCAUGGGCAAGACAAACUAUGUCGUCACUUCUCAACCUCUUUGACUUUGAGAACCCUGAUUUCUCUAUUCCCAACUUGCCUGAUGUUGCCACUCCACCCAAAGACAGUUCUGGAAACUGGGAUCCCACUGAAAUGUGCGAAAAUUUGACGGAUCCAAAGAGCUCGCCUCCAUAUGGAAAGCAGAAAAUGCCUGUAGUAGAGAAGGGUAGCAAGCGCCUGCGAGGAUAUUUGACAGAAGGUCGAUACCUUGUUUUC
Molecule: messenger RNA, 1440 nt
Organism: Umbelopsis ramanniana AG
Lineage: Eukaryota; Fungi; Mucoromycota; Umbelopsidomycetes; Umbelopsidales; Umbelopsidaceae
Exons: 8
Molecular function (GO): hydrolase activity, acting on ester bonds
Source: RefSeq, a predicted model, not a curated record